UGUGGAGCUUGAUUACUUUCACCUGCGUACGCACCUUCUAUUAAGCGGCUUCGGGCAAAACAAUAGGACCUUAUCACCGGUAACUUUAUGUACUGUAUUUCCAAUUUGAUGGAAAUCUAUUCUCGCCACUCCGUAGUUAUCUCCUCGAAUCAUGCUGACCGACACAGGCCCAGUGGCCAAACUCUACUUGUCCAUAAUUGAUGAUGUGAUUGAGAGUAUGAGGGAGCUCUUCUUGGAUGAAGGGCUUGAAGACAGAGUCCUGGACGAUUUAAGACAUUUGUCAGUUACAGCAAAGUUAGAUCAUCUAGUAUCAUCUAGAGGAAGUGUGCACCAUACCGGGAAAAGACAGACUGCUGUGUCUUCUGCUGUGCAGCUGUGGGAGUCAAAGAUGAUGCAGUCUAAAGCAAUGGAAGACUUCAGGAAAAACAAUAUCAACUCAUCCAACUUUGUGCUCCAGCUCCCUGCAAACUACAGACAGAAUGAUCAAGAACUCACAGCCUCAGUCGUGAUCCCUGCAAGUCAGAAUAUCUGCAGCUUCCCAGUCAAGAACAACUCAGAGACACUUGCUACUUUUUCUCUCCCUGCUGGGUUAGCCUACCCUGUGCAGAUACCAGCAGGAGUCACUCUACAAACAGCCUCUGGUCAGCUUUACAAGGUCAAUGUUCCUGUUGUGGUUACUCCGGCCCCAGCAGGUCAGCAGUCUGUAUCCCACCCCACACAGAAAGCUCCUGCCCCUCAGCCAGUUGCAAUUCCACCACAUACCAUUCACCCACCCCAGGAGGUGGAACCAUCCCCUGUUCAAGCUACUUCUGUCACACAGCCGCCACAGCUAAUGACUGAUUUACCCCCCAGCCAGGAGAGCAGCCUCCCCCAGCAGCCACAGGUUCCUGCUGCUGACACCUCACAGCUUCAGUCUCCACCACCUGAGGUCACACUGGCAGAAAAUGAGUCGAGUCCACAAGCUGAACCUGUGAACUUGAGUAUGACCGCCUCACCCUGCAGUCAGUUAUUAGACUUCCAGCUCGGCACAGAGGAGGCUUUGACACAGACGACUCAGUUAAAGACCAGAGACGUUGAUGACAUUCUGAAAGAAGUGAUUGAGGAGGAGAGAGAGAAAGCAGACAGGCUGGACCUGUACAGUGAACUGUCAGACAUCGUUCAGCUGGAUGGUCCUGCAGACAACUCUGACAUGGAGGAGGAAGAUGGAGGACUUCCGCUGGAAGAGAACGACUUUCUGGGUAUGAUCAAUGCAGAGGCAAUAAAGGUCCUGCAAGAAGGAGAUGGAAGCAGUGACGACAACAGCAUCUCCUCCAGCAGCGACAGUGAGGGAGCAGAUGAACUUGCUAAUGUAGAGGAAGAGGAUCCUUUGAAUUCAGGUGAUGACGUGAUCGAGCAGGACAUCCCAGAUCUCUUCGACACUGACAACGUAAUCGUUUGUCAGUACGACAAAAUUCACCGCAGUAAGAACCGCUGGAAGUUUCAUUUGAAAGAUGGAGUGAUGUGUUACGCAGGCAGGGACUACGUGUUCUCUAAAGCUGUUGGAGAAGCUGAGUGGUAAUGAGCUUUGGUUCUUCUGAACAGAUCAGAUAAUCAUGUUGAAAGAGAGGAAACAAUGAUUUAAAAGGGAAAAACAAUUAGUGAAUUUAGACCUCUUGGUGGUGUAAUUUGGCUCACACAGAGCAGGAGGUUAAAAUACCCUUGUGCAAAAUUACUAAUGCUUUUUUUCAUUUCGUAAUUAUCAGCAAUCCUGCAAGUCAUUUACGAUGUUACAUCUAUUACUUACAGCAUUGCUUGUGAAUCCAAUUUACUGAGGCAAACAGCAUGAAUUUAUGUUGUAUAAUAUUAUGUUAAAUAGUUUAUUAGAGGAGCAAAACAUUAUUUGAUCUGGAGUUUUUCUUCUGUCAUGAUCAUGUUGUUUUGAAGAUACCUACUGCUGUUUGAUUUCCUAACAUUGUGAUGUUUUGCCUUUUAGAGUCAAAUACACUGAACUGUACUGUUGUGCUGCAGACAAUGAACUCUUUUCUUUCUGUGCAACCUUCUGCAAAGCCAGUGUUGCCUCGUUGUCACAUUAGUUUUUAUAAUUAGGUUCUUUUUACACUAUUGAAACCAAACAGUUCCCAGUGGCCUACAAUAUAAGAGUUGGCUGGAAAAAGUAAUUUAUAAAUGCCAGCGUGUGCACUACAAUUGAUUAAAAUUUUUGUUUGUGGUUUUGAUACCAAAGGAGUUCCUCUCAGCAUGAACAGAAUGUGGAGGGUGGUGUGACAGCUCCAGCAACAAACAUAAAAACCAAAACUCUAAGUGGCAAAUUCUUGGAGAAUUUUUUGGUAUUGGUAUGUCAGUUUCACAAUUAGAUAUUGCAUUGCUUUGGAAGGCCAAAGUAAACCAAAUGCAGCUCAGUCAAAUGGUAUAUAACAGUAACUAUGUAAAUAAGUAUAGAAAUGGAGGUUUGGUGUGUGGAUCUUUAUAUGCUAAGGGAUGUAAGUACAAGCUAGCUGUUUUAUAAAUUCUUUUAUUUUUAAUUAACUGUCUUACUGAUUUUAAACAGCAGUAUUUUGUAUAAACCACUCCCCAGCUUUAACUGUGCUCUGGCUCAUCUGCAGUCUUUAAGUUUCCUGAGUACAACAAUCCAAUAGAUGGCACUAAAACUCAUCUCUGAACUAAAACAACGACUUACAUUUGAUCACAUUUUCUUCAUUGUAUUGAAACUUAAAAUCUCAACCUACAUAAGACAGAAUAAUAAAAAAUUUCCACUCUUUGAUAUAGAAUA
Molecule: messenger RNA, 2767 nt
Organism: Lates calcarifer (barramundi perch)
Lineage: Eukaryota; Metazoa; Chordata; Actinopteri; Centropomidae
Gene: gtf2a1l
Product: general transcription factor IIA, 1-like
Exons: 9
Coding region: 152-1558 (468 amino acids)
Biological process (GO): transcription initiation at RNA polymerase II promoter; transcription by RNA polymerase II
Cellular component (GO): transcription factor TFIIA complex
Source: RefSeq, a predicted model, not a curated record